Messenger RNA from Populus nigra (black poplar), 1743 nucleotides. RefSeq names its product RING-H2 finger protein ATL54-like. The coding region runs from base 122 to 1291 and encodes 389 amino acids. Gene Ontology annotation, molecular function: transferase activity. Gene Ontology annotation, biological process: protein ubiquitination. NCBI's taxonomy places the organism in Eukaryota, Viridiplantae, Streptophyta, Magnoliopsida, Malpighiales, Salicaceae. The record is from RefSeq and is a predicted model, not a curated record. The transcript has a single exon.
UCUUUUCUUCCGAUUGAAACAAAAGAUAGUAAGCUCACCCACUAAGCCUCACACAAACACAUUGUUGCAGAUCUAUCUUUACUUUCCUUCUCAAUUUCUUCCACUUUUAACAGUUUCUUUAAUGGCGAUGAAACACAGAAAACUGUUCCCAAUUGGAACUGAAACAAACCAGACUAUAGACUGCCCUGACUUCUGUGACCCAGCUUGUCCUUAUAAUUGCUAUCCUUACUCAGACUACUAUUUGCUACCCCCACCUCCACCACCUCCAUUCUUGCCCCAAGAACGUCACUUAUCACCAUAUGUGAUCAUCAUAGUUGCUUUGCUAGCCAGCUUCUUCCUUAUUGUUAGCUAUUAUGUUAUUGUGGCCAAGUCUUGUUCUGGUUGGUGUGGUUCCAGGAAUAACACGGAGCCCCAGGCUCAGGAAGAUGAUACAGAUGAAGAGUUUCUUGAUGAGAACCGGGUUGAUCACCCGAUAUGGUUCAUUACCACCAUCGGCUUGCAACAGUCAAUUAUAAAUUCAAUCACAGUUUGCAAGUACAAGAAGGGAGAGGGACUAAUUGAAGGCACUGAAUGCUCAGUUUGCUUGAGUGAAUUUCAACAAGAUGAAACUCUUAGGCUAUUGCCUAAGUGCAACCACGCCUUUCACAUCUCUUGUAUCGAUACUUGGUUGAGGUCUCACACUAAUUGCCCUUUGUGUCGUACACAUAUAAUCAAUGGUCCAGCUAGCACUCCCUUGAUUUCAGUGGGUCAGAACCACGAUAACUUGAAUCCAACUUUCAGUACCCAGGUGGAGAAUUCGGAUGUUGAUAGUGGAUUGGGUAAUAAUCAAGAGAGUAACGAACCUUGUGAAAACAGAGCUGGAACAGAGGAGGUAGGUGAAAUACUGCAGGUUGGUGAGGAAAGAACUUUGAAGGAUGAAGUAAAUUCUAAUGAUAUUGGUGAUCUCCAGGUACUUUGUAGCUCCGUUGAUAAAGACCAGGCUGAGGAUAAUGAUAUAAAGCUGCUGAGGAGGUCUUCUUCAAUGGAUUCUUUGAGAGCUACAACUAUGUGUAUUGGCCUGAAUGAUCAUAAGAACCUGGUUAAUCAGAUUGACAUUAAUGAGGAAAGAAAAUCAAAUAUGGUUUUGAAGCGAGAUGGUGGGUAUUCAAGCGUGUUUAAACUGACUGGUACCUCUUCCUUUUCACUAAGUCUUCAUAAAGGUCCUGUUUCCAUGAAAAGAUCAUUCUCGUGUGGGGGAAGGUUUUUCUCUUCGAGGCAAAACCCAAGCCUGAAGCCACUUCUUCCCUUGUAAAUUCAAAGACUUCGCUCUUUUUUGGUACGUAUUUUCAUAUGAGAUAUCUGCAAAACGGAGAUUUCUCUUGCACUCCAAAUAAGUUGGGGUUCUUGGAGAUAAAGAGGUGAGCUAGAAAAUGUCUCUACUUACAUAUUAAUAUGUUGAUAUGCACCUUGCUUCAGUGUUUCACGUUCUGAAGCAGAACUGGAAUAAGUUUCUAUAUCACAAAAAUUGUGAUUUAACUGAUGCCUUGAAGGAGAAGGUAUCACUUCCACCAUCAAGAACUUAUUAUGUACUGAGGGGAUGUAACUCUUGUUUCUGAAGAGAUGAGGUGAUAGAUCCGGUAUGCAAUCUUUUAAAUCUGUCUAUUUGACAAUAAUGGAUGUUUGCAAGUAUCACAGUGAUGUUUCAAGCUGAGAUACAUCUUACACAAAGAAACUAGCAAUAUCAAAAAGAGAGUUCUUGAGGAA